Myxocyprinus asiaticus (Chinese sucker) is the source of this 1073-nucleotide messenger RNA. RefSeq lists its product as uncharacterized. Lineage: Eukaryota; Metazoa; Chordata; Actinopteri; Cypriniformes; Catostomidae. Bases 1 to 831 code for a protein of 276 amino acids. The record is from RefSeq and is a predicted model, not a curated record. The transcript has 2 exons.
AUGAAGAACGCUGACAUGGAGGCCUCACCUCUGGAGAAAAGACCCUCGCCAGCAUCCACCAGUCGCAGUAUCAGGCCCUCCUCGAGCUGCGCACAGAGCAGGAGCAGCGGUUCAUUGUGCUUCUACAGGCCCAGAGCUUGCUACGCCAGGGCAUGCAGUUGGCCAAGCACCCAGUGGGCGGUCCACUUAUUACUGCUGUUGUCCAGGGAGACCCAACUCGCAGUGCAGCAGUUACCAGCAGAGAACCUCCUUGCAUAUGCCGAUCUAAAGAAAGCCAUUCUGCAAUGGGUCAGCCAGACACCUGAACAACAGCGCCAAUGCUUCCGCUCACUGACCCUUGGCGAGCACGGCCGCCCAUUUGCCUCUGCCCAACAGCUCUGGGAUGCCUGCCAGCGGUGGUUACUGGCUGAGCAACACAAUGUCGGGGCUGUGAUUGACCUGAUGGUACUGGAGCAGUUUAUUGCUCGGCUUCCGAGAGUGACGGCGGAGUGUGUCCAGUGCCAUCACCUGGCGUCGCUCCAAACGGCCAUCCAGCUGGCAGAGGACCAUAUGGCGGUGUAUUCGGGAGAUCCUCUUUUCUCUCUCUCUCCUGUCUCCCCUCACUCUCUCUCCUCCCCUCUCGUCCUAUACCUCCUCCCUGGAAAUGGGGAAUUCCCCCUCCCAAACCGGCUCCCCAGCUUCAUGGAUUGCACAACCUGCUGGUUUCCCCUGUCCCUCUCUGCGCUAACUCCCAGGUCGGUGAAUCCGCUGUUGCGGGCAUGGGCGGGAAGUCUGGGCCAGUUUGCUGGAGCUGCGGGAAGCCCGGGCAUUUACAGGACCAAUGCCCGAUGAUGGAGGUGGGGACAUUGGUCCGGGUCCCUGACACGCCGCAGGCCGCCCCGAUCGAGCUGGGAUGUACCGCAUACCUGUAAGUAUUAAGGGGGGUACAUACCAGGCCUUGGUGGAUUCGGGUUGCAACCAAACCUCCAUCCAACAAUGCCUGGUUCAAGACGAGGAUUUGGGUGCUUGUCAUAGGGUGAAGGUGAGGUGUGUGCAUGGUGAUAUCCACGAUUAUCCCAUAGUGACUAUUACUA